AACUUGCUUAUUGGCCUUGCAAGUCUAUUGGAGUAUAGUGAUGGGGCAACUGUCUCGACGGCAAUUCAUCAGUACACUGGAAUAUUGGACCUAUCUUGUUCUGGCAAUUUUGAUACUUCCGAUGUAAGUCUCAUUGCUCCGCAACUAUUUCCAAUUCUAGAAUUCAUCUUUCACUCGAUCGUACCGAACAAGGAAUUAAUUCCUGACCUGUUAUUCUCCUGUUUAUCCAUCUUAAUCUGCCUCUUAUGCAUCCGCACCCAAUUUGGCAUCACCACCUUGAUUAACACCCCCUCGCGUAACAUCAUCCUUCCCCAAACACACAGCAAGCUCAUCUUCUUCCAAGAUCUCAACAUGUGGUUGACCAUCUCCUUGUUCGUUUGGAACGUCCCUGCUCUGUUUCUCUGUGUUUACUCGCUGUUCAUUCAACCAAAUGGUCCCAACGGGAAUCUCUCUUCGAGGUUUAUCAUAGACUUCUUGUCGGCGAACUCAACCUUUGGCCAAUUCAUUGCCUAUAUCAUUCUGAUCUCUGUGGUAUACCCGGACUUUAGCACGUGUCCUUCUUCUUCCAAAAGAACAAUCUCUUCCCCCUACAAUCUCACCAAACCAAAGAUUCCUGAUCACUCGAAUUUCGACGUCGGCGAGUUUCAUGAGAUGAACCAUCAUCACAUGACCAUCGAUAUUCCUCAUCAGGACACCUCCCCAGUGCACUCGGAUUCCAACUCAUCAACCUCAUCACUGUCGGAGGAGACUUCUCAGACAAAGAGUUCCCACUCGAAAUAUUCCGCCACUUCGACUUCUCACUUGAGGCACAACAAGAAAAGGCAUUCGAAACGACUGAAGUCACGCGGAGGUAGUAAUGGGAGAAUCGAGAAAAGUGAUGGCAGUUUCAGCAGGAAGCGCAAGAAGACGGGGGAAGUCAAUGGGAUUCACACGUCAACGACACCUUUGAUGCCGAUGGGAGGUAGCGCCAUCGAAGAUGCGCUCGCACAACAAAUAAUAGUGGAAACGCGGAAAGACGUGAUGGUAGAACCUGCGUACAUGCACGCCUACAUAAAUCCGCACAUCCCAUCACCGCGGUACCCCGGACCUUCCACCAAUCCCGGAUCACGACCGACGAGCACCACCAACGACUUAUUGUUAGCACCAUUGCCAACUCCUUAUUCCGAGUUUGCCGUCACCAAAAGCACGAACUAUCAUCCGUCAACGACAGGAAAAAAUGGAGGCUCAUUGAGUCAUCAUAGGAAUAGUGGAUCUCACGGGAAUAAUUCGCUUUUUCAGCAACUGGACUCGGGUACUUCAUAUGACCACAACUCAGGAGACGCGCAUCAGAGAAGUGUGCGAAGCGCACGAAGCACGACCCCACCGAUUCCGCGGUCACCAUCACAGGGGAAUCAACAAAAUCGUUCACAAGGACAAGGAAACUCGAUGCAUCAUCAACAAAUUUAUUCCCCGUCACCACAGUACGCGGCUCAUUUUCGCUCGGCGUCUCUGCAGCAGCCGAGGGUUACUCCGAGUCGUAAGAGAAGCGAUUUGUCAAGCAACCAAGACAAGGCUACCUUGUUGUCGAGAAGCAGCACGAAUAGGAAUAGCAUGGCCUCCUCGAAUGAUGGUGACGGUUCUGGUAUUUCCGAAGAUGAGAGUGAGAGGAAUCGGACGAGGGUGAAGCGUGCCUCAUGGCAUCAACAAAUGAGAGGUCAUGAGGAGACGUUGAGUGAAAUUCGGGAGAAUGGUGUCUAUGGUGGUGAUGGAAAUCAACCGUUGAACUCGGUUUUUGAUAACGAACAGAGUUAUGUGGAGCAACUGAGAGGAAGGCGGAGUAUGAGCGGGAGUGUGAGCGAAGACGGGAGAAAAAGGAGGCAAGAAAGUGGAAGUGAAUCGAAUAGUUUAUCACGUCGAGUUUCGGGAAGCUCCAGACGGAGUGCGAGCGAGACGAAAGAAUAUGAUGGACAUCUGCGUCCACCCACCUCCACACGGUCUUUGCGGAGUUCGAGCAAUAGAGAUAGUUGGGCGAGUCAUUCGGCAUAG
This is a messenger RNA of Acaulospora colombiana, 2025 nucleotides long. NCBI's taxonomy places the organism in Eukaryota, Fungi, Glomeromycota, Glomeromycetes, Diversisporales, Acaulosporaceae. The record is from the annotation of a GenBank genome assembly.